Cladophialophora immunda is the source of this 3297-nucleotide messenger RNA. RefSeq lists its product as uncharacterized. Gene Ontology annotation, cellular component: cytosol. Bases 502 to 2610 code for a protein of 702 amino acids. Lineage: Eukaryota; Fungi; Ascomycota; Eurotiomycetes; Chaetothyriales; Herpotrichiellaceae. Gene Ontology annotation, biological process: fructose metabolic process; fructose 2,6-bisphosphate metabolic process. The transcript has 3 exons. The record is from RefSeq and is a predicted model, not a curated record. Gene Ontology annotation, molecular function: 6-phosphofructo-2-kinase activity; ATP binding.
CUCGUGUAUGCCUCCGCUCCUGACCAUCGUGCUGAUUCCCAAAUUGUUCUGCUCCUCGUUGCUGUCGCUGCCGCCGUCGUGGUCAUCGUCGUCGCCUUGAAGGACUUGUCCCGUCGGAGCACGCCCCUGUAACUUUGACUGCUGCAAGGUUAUCUCUCCCCCUCACCCAACCCUUCCAGGAACGAAGACGUCACUUCCGCUGGCCGUUUGAGCCGGGCAAGUGAAUCAAUCAUACGGCUCGGUGAAUAAAUAAAGAGGAGCUCCUUCUGCUGCUCCAACCAGAGAAAGGUACUAGGUACGGUUGUCACCCCAGCAUGCAGGUCCGCUUCCCGCUCCCGUGUGCGUGUUGAGUCAAAAAACUGUCCAACGCGAGGACCUGUCACAACAUGUCAGACUCUUCAUCGCUUUCUACUUAAUAUUCCCUUCCCCGCCUCUUCUACUGUCUUGUUCCCCUUUCAUCAAACAGAACCUAGUUUCGUUACUUGCAGGCAUCGAUACUGAAUGCCUCUCUUAGAAGGGUCGAGGCAGUCCUCGCCGACCCCGAGUGCGAAUUCCCCAGACCCUGUCCCAGCGGCCAUCUUCAACCGUCGCCUCAGCGAACAAUUUUCCGAUCUCGCUCGAGUCGCCAUCAUGACGAACGCCUCUGCCUCUUCUCAUGAGGGCGAAUCCCUGAAUCAUGUCGCAUAUCACUCCAGUCUUAUGCCUCCUCCGAAAACCGCAUUUGGCAGAUCUGCAUCCAACUUACCCACGCAUAAGGUACCCACAAGCGCCCUGGGCAGAGCCCUAACCGACACUCCUGCUCCCAGUGCGCCCACAAGUCCUCAGAUACAUGCGCGAAACAGCUCCAACGCUUCGGGGUCCGCGACUCCCAAAAUCCGCGCCACCACCCUCGAUAUUCCCGGUCUGACUCGAUCCAAGGUCUCUCCGAAUGGCCAAAUAUCAGAAAGAGAUGUCGCAGCCAAGCUCAUUAUCAUCAUGGUUGGGCUACCUGCCAGAGGGAAGAGUUACAUCGUCAAGAAGAUUGCUCGGUAUUUGAACUGGUUACAGCACCCAACCAGAAUAUUCAACGUGGGAGACCGUCGAAGAGUGGCCGCUGGAGUUGGUCCCCCCAUACCCGAUCGGACAACUGCUGCGCUGCGGGAAUCGGUGCGUCGAAUGAGCUCUACCACGCAGGGGCCCCAGGGCAUCGUGGAUCAUGGUGAACUGCUCCCUCCGCCUGCUGUCGAGACUAAGAUUCUCAUUAAUGGCGAAGUCACCUCGUCUCCCAUAAGCCCGUUACAAAUGGAUGGCUCGACUAAUUCCGAUGGAGAGAGGAAAGACUCUAUUCAGCUGUCCGCCCCAGAACCCAUGGAUCAGUCUGCGCAAUUCUUUGACCCGAACAAUACCAAGGCCAAGCAGUUGCGAGAACAGGUUGCCCAUGCAGCUUUGGACGAGCUCUUGAAAUAUGUCCUGGAAGACGGUGGAUCUGUGGGAAUCCUGGAUGCCACGAAUCAUACCCGGGAGCGACGCUUGUCGUUGGUUAGACACAUCCGGGAGCGCGACGAGAACAUCAAUAUCCUCUUUGUGGAGUCACGGUGUCAAGAUCAGAACUUGCUGGAAGCCAAUAUGCGACUGAAACUGUCCGGUCCAGAUUACAAAGGCAAGGACCCGGUGGCGGCAUUUAAGGAUUUUCAGCAACGGGUGCAACAAUAUGAGAAGUCAUACCAGAAGCUAGACGAGUUUGAAGAAGAGCACAACAUGGCGUAUUGCUCCAUGAUCGACGUGGGGCGCAAGAUGGUGACGCAUCAAGUCAAGGGCUUCCUUUCCAUUCAAACCGUCACCUACCUGAUGAACUUCAAUCUGGCCCCGCGACAAAUCUGGAUUACUAGACAUGGCGAAUCGAUGGACAACGUCAAUGGAAAGAUCGGUGGUGACAGCUCUCUGAGUCCCAACGGGGUGAGAUAUGCUCAGGCACUUGCCAAAUUUAUUGGGAUAGAGUGGAGGGCGUGGGAAGAUUACCAGGCCGAAAAGCAGGCGAACACGCAUUUCCCACCGCUUCCGGGCGACACCACACCACCGAAUCCGGAAUAUACAGCGCAAACGCUCCAGGAGCGGAAUUUCUGCGUGUGGACCAGCAUGUUGAAACGGAGCAUCGAGACGAGCCAGUAUUUCAACGACGAGGACUUCGAUAUCAAGCAGAUGCGAAUGCUGGACGAACUCAACGCCGGGUCAAUGGAAGGCAUGACCUACACGGAAAUUCGAGACAAGUUCGCCCACGAGUAUGAGCUUCGAAAACGAGACAAGCUCCACUACCGGUACCCGGGCCCUGGCGGCGAAGGAUAUCUGGACAUAAUCAACCGACUGGGAAAAGUCAUCCUUGAGAUAGAAAGAAUGACGGACCACGUCUUAAUCAUCGGCCAUCGAAGCAUCUGUCGGGUUCUCCUGGCGUAUUUCAUGGGACUCAAGCAAGAGGACAUCAGCGACCUGGAUGUUCCGUUGGGGGUGGCAUAUAUGCUCGAACCGAGACCAUACGGCGUGGAAUUCAAAGCAUAUCGAUGGGAUCCUGCCACGGAUGAAUUUCUUUAUGAGCCAGACUACCGGAUGAGGCGAGCUAUUGACCCACAAGCCUGAUGUUUUGUUGCUCCUGUUGCGUUCCCAACUAUGAUACCCCCAGCCGCAUUUGCCACGCCCACUCCAACUCUCCCGGAUAUCCUCUCAUAUAUAAUAUAUAGAACAUACAGCACUGGGGUACAUGGUGGGACGUAGACAGGGUGCUUUUCUCUUUUCCUGGAUCAUCGCACACCCAGAUGAUUGCUACGACUGGACUAAUACUUGUUUUGGGAUUUUGGCAGGCAAGAUUGUUAUUGGCAAUCCCGACCGGACGUUAUGACUCGCAUCAAUUCCUGGGUGGACUGGUGAAUAGGUUGUUAGGAAGGCGAGGCCAUAAGGGACGGUGGAUAUAUUAGGUCUUAGCGAUGGCGUUGAGGAGAAUGACUUGAGGACCUGUUUUUCGUGUACAGUGUCAUCACAUCUGCAUUCGGCAGUCUGUUAGAACCAACAUGGGCCGGGAUGAAAAGAAGACGGGGGUAUUUCUGGAAGCACAGAAGAGAGCCUAGUGGAGCAGACGAACGGAUGCAACGGGUAAUUACUGGGCAAUGGGCACCAAGAGAGGAGCAGGUUGAUGGACUUACUCGAUCAAGGCAUCCUAGUCCGCUACAGAUGGUUCUCCCCUCUCUUGUCGUGUUGCUCGUGUCUCCGGGAAGACGGGACCAAGGGUCUCUGAACCAUGCUGCAGCCCCAGGCGCCUUACCAAUGGGA